Molecule: messenger RNA, 1290 nt
Organism: Vicia villosa (hairy vetch)
Lineage: Eukaryota; Viridiplantae; Streptophyta; Magnoliopsida; Fabales; Fabaceae
Exons: 4
Coding region: 1-1290 (429 amino acids)
Molecular function (GO): protein dimerization activity
Source: RefSeq, a predicted model, not a curated record
AUGAGUGAUGGAUGGACUGACCAAAAGAGGAGGACUAUCAUAAACUUUUUAGUCAAUAGUCCUAUGGGAACUUUAUUUUUAAAAUCAAUUGAUGCAUCUAGAAUUUCAAAGACAUCUGAUAAAGUUUUCAAAAUGUUGGAUGACAUCGUUGAGGAAGUGGGGGUAGAAAAUGUUGUUCAAGUUGUAACAGACAAUGCUGCAAAUUACAAGUUGGCUGGACAAAUGUUGAUGGACAAGAGGAAUAUGCUUUAUUGGACACCUUGUGCAGCUCAUUGUAUUGAUCUAAUGUUAGAGGAUUUCGAGAGCAAGAUACCUAUGCAUAAGGAGACUAUUGCUUCGGGUAAAAAGAUCACAACUUACAUUUAUGCUAGGACGGGUCUUAUAACUUUGUUGCAUCAUUAUACUGCAGGAGUCUUGCCUAUGGUGGAUUCUGAUGAGAAGCCAGCCAUGGGCUAUAUCUAUGAAGCGAUGGAUCAGAAGAUUAUAGAUAGUAGAUGGGACAAACAGUUGUAUAGGCCUUUGCAUGCUGCUGGCUACUAUCUUAAUCCAAUGUUGCAUUACAAACCUAAUCUCAAAGCAGAUAAUGAAGUUAAACAAGGGAUGUAUGCAUAUUUAGAAAGGAUGAUGGGAGGAGACAUGGAUAUGGUGAAUAAAAUUGAUGGUCAGCUUAAGGAUUUUAAGAGUAAAAAAGGGUUCUUUGGGAGUGAAAUAGCUCAACGUGGACUAGAAAACAAGACACCAACUCAAUGGUGGGAAUCUUACGGUGAUGCACACCCAGAGUUGCAAAACUUUGCUAUUCGUGUGUUAAGUUUGACCUGCAGCUCUUCUGGUUGUGAGAGAAACUGGAGUGCUUUUGAGAUGGUUCAUACGAAAAAAAGAAACCGGUUGAAACAAAAGACUAUGAACAAUCUUGUGUAUGUGAUGGUAAAUACAAGAUUGACCAAGAAUAAGGCUGAAAGGAAAAAGCGAGAUCUAACAAUCGAUGAUUUCCAAGAUGAUGAUGAUUGGUGGUGUGUUGCUGAGGAAGAAAAUGCAGGUGGUAAUCAUGUAUAUGUGGCUGAUUUAGAUGAAGAUUUGAUGCAAAGUACUGGUGUUAAAUCAACUGCACAUGUAGAUGAAUUUGAUGUCCUUGAAACUAUAGAAAGUGACAAUGAAGAAGAAAAUGCAGACGAAGGUGAUGGAGAAGAUGAUGAUGAUGAUGGUGGAGGAGAUGAUGAGAUUAGUGAAGAUGAAGAAGAUGACAUUAUGGGGGAUAAUCCAAAUUAUCGGCGUAUUUGUGAUUUGUACUAG